This is a messenger RNA of Geodia barretti, 2419 nucleotides long. The record is from the annotation of a GenBank genome assembly. Lineage: Eukaryota; Metazoa; Porifera; Demospongiae; Tetractinellida; Geodiidae.
UCACAAGUAGGAGGGUUUUCAAUAUGAUGGGUAAAACUAGCUCAGUGCUCACCCCAGCUCACCUUGUGGGCAAGCCAGUAUCUGACCAAGGACGAAGAAAGAGAGCGGGAAACAAUCUUGCUGCCUCCAAUUCAGACUGUCUUCACAAAAACUGAACACUGCUCAUUGAGACGUUGGCACAAGAUAAAAAUGAAGAGAGAAGUGUUGUUGCUCUUGCUCAUGCUCUGUUCACAUGUCGUGGCCUUGAAGAAGAGGUGUAGUAAUGUAGAGGUACAGUGGCAAUGUGGGAUACAGGGAAUGUCUUCCCAGAUGUGUGUUGAGUCUCUGGAUGGGAGUAUUACACUAAUACAACACCGAGAAACCGUUUGUCAGAGUCAGCUCAGAGUCAACCUAACACUCUACUCUUCUUCAGAGACACUGAGCAGUAACGUGACAUUUUCCAAUGCUAACAUCUCGCAGUUUGUUCUCGAAUCACCCAAUGGGACCCAGAUACAGUGCAGACCUGGAACAGCCUCUCUCACAUUCAAUGGCGAACGUGGAAAUGCAAGUAGUCUGAUGGAUAUCCGUAUUGAAAACAUUGCAUUCAUUUCGUGUGGACCGGGAACUCACAAAACCGUUCCAGCCGCUCUUUUCUUCAACAACCACUGUCAGAUUGCUAUUCAUCGUACACACGUGGACAGAUCCAAUGGCGUUGGUUUGGCAAUUGUUGAUGUGGUCGGGAAGGUAAGUAUCUCCUGGUCGACCUUUUCUCGAAACACGUUCCAGAACGGAUUUGGAGGUGGUGUUCAUCUAACAAUCGAUACACUCUCAGAUAAAACUGAGUUUAUUCACUGCCUAUUUACGGAGAAUCAGGCAUCUCUUCUUCAGCAAAAUAACACCAAAGGUGGAGGGCUUUAUGUACAGUACAGAAACGAAUCUCGAAAUGGCGUGUUGCACAUACAAAACUGCAUGUUUAGCUGCAAUUGUGCUCAUUGGGGAGGUGGACUACUAGCUAUGUUCAAUGAAAGUGCAUACAACAAUACCUUGCUGAUAGACUUCACUACUUUCGAAAGUAACUGCGUCGGUUUAGACUACAAUGACAGUAUGGCAGGGGCCGGAGCUGCAGUUACUAUCUACUCAAACGCAACUUCCAACAGAGCUCAUUUCAGUAACUGCAACUUUACUGGAAAUGUAGCUCCAUGGGGUGGCGGGCUUUUUAUUUUCUCACAGCCUGAUCUUAUUCUUAAAGACGUUGCUCAGAACUCUUUGAAAAUUUCCGGAUGUUUGUUUAAAAACAACUCUGGGCACAUUGGAGCUGCUCUAUACAUAUACUGUAAUUCUCCUGCUAGCAUUCCACAGCAUUGCAAUGCUAAACCAGUGAUAGCCGAGUCGGUAUUCGUUCAAAAUUCUGACCUACCCAAGCCAGUGACAUCAAUAAGUCAGAGUCCUUAUUCAAUUUUUCACAUUGGGCACUUUCCAACUUAUUUAGCGCAGAAGCUCGAGUUUUUGAACAACGUUGGAACUCCACUACAUAUCCACGAGACCAGUGUAACACUAGAGAACGAUACAGUGCUGAACUUUACUGCAAACUACGGAAGGAAUGGUGGAGCUAUCAUGCUGUACGGGUCUUGGAUCGCUGUCUCUAACAAUAACGUGCUGUUCUUCUCGAAAAACAGGGCCGUGACUCGGGGAGGUGCAAUCUAUUCCUUCAUGACUGAAGAAAUUUACUUGCCCUACUCUCGGCACUGUUUCAUCAAGAGCACGUCAUCACCCGAUCCAACACACUGGAACGUUAGCUUUGUGUUCAAUCAGAAACACAGUCGAUGGUAAACCCAAUGCAAUUUAUGCGACUUCAGUGCUUCCCUGUGUCCUGUACGGUGGAUCGUCGCUAGAUGACGAUAUCAGACGAACAUUUUGCUCCUGGAAUAAUUGGCAGUUUGGUGGGGGGAAAUGCAUGGAUGAAAUCUACACUUCUCCAAGGAAUUUUAGCACCACACUUCAGAAUAUGCCAGCAUAUCCAGGUAUUCCAAACAAGAAUCUCAUAUAUGCUGUGGAUGACUAUGGACAUGACACUGAUAUGUUUUACGUCUACCCCAAGGUACUUGAGCCUAAAAAUGCAACAGCCACAAUCACCAACAGAGUUCUGACUGUGUAUGGCAAAGUCGGUACCAACGUUAGUAUUCAGCUGGAAUUGAUUGCAAGUAGAAAGCUGUUAAUGACAAUAAACGUGUCCCUCCAGCACUGUCCACCUGCAUUCUUAUUUGAUCGUUUUACAAACUCUUGCAUCUGUGACAAUACUCAUCAUAUCUACUGCGAGUACGGCUCGGACUCACGAUGGAAAGCUUAUGUUCUUGCAGGAAACUGCAUGACUUACUCCUCAAUCAAGAUUAAUGGUGUCCACGAUAACCGCAUUGUGUUCGGUCAAUGUCCGUUCACUGAA